GUCCGCGGCUCCGCGCAGGCGGCGCCCGCGCCUCCGCUCCCCGGCCAGCCCGCGCGCUCGUCCGCCCGCCCGCCCGCCGGAGCCGCCUCCCGCCGCCGCCGCCGCCGCAGACUCGGCGGCGCCGCUGCUUGCCCUCCAGUUCUGCCCGUUGCUGCAAAACAGCAAGAGAAAGAAAUCAAGGAGCCACUCCUGUCAUUGACCAGAUAACCCCACUGGGGUCAAUAGACAGACGGAGUUCCCAGGGGAAAAGCUGCCGCCAUCAGAGGAUAAAACACUUUGGACAGCUUUUACCUUAACGCUGACCUGGAAGACUUUGACACCUGGUUACAAGUUUGCUUCUUGAGAGAGAGAGAGAGCGUGCACAAGUACCGGAAGGGCAGAGAGAGAGGAAGAGAGAGAGAAUACCAAGCAGGCUCUGCAUUGUCAGCCUGGAGACCAAUGUGCAUCUCGAACUCACAGUGAGAUCAUACCCGGAGCUGAAGUUGGACGCUUAUCCGACUGAACCACCCAGCCGCCUCAUGGCAUUUCUUUAGUGAAAUCAAACCUGAUUCAUGAAAUGGAACUGAAGCUGAAAACUCAUCUACUUCUUUGUCUGUGAAUUGGAGACACGACUGGGAUGGUCUUAAGCGCAUACAACUAGACUCCAACUGCAGCUAUGAGUUCAGACGAGAAGGGCAUAUCCCCUGCUCAUAAAACAUCCACUCCAACCCACAGAAGUGCCUCUUCUUCAACACCCUCCCAUAGGGACAGUCGGCAGAGUAUCCACGUCUUGGAGAGGACUGCUUCCUCCAGCACCGAACCCUCUGUAAGUCGGCAGUUGCUAGAACCGGAGCCCGUCCCCCUCUCCAAGGAAGCUGACAGCUGGGAAAUUAUAGAAGGGCUGAAAAUAGGCCAAACCAAUGUCCAGAGACCAGACAAACAUGAAGGCUUUAUGCUGAAGAAAAGAAAAUGGCCUUUAAAAGGCUGGCACAAGCGGUUUUUUGUCCUGGAUAAUGGCAUGUUAAAGUAUUCCAAGGCACCACUCGAUAUUCAAAAGGGGAAGGUCCAUGGAAGCAUUGAUGUUGGACUCUCGGUCAUGUCAAUUAAAAAGAAAGCUCGGAGAAUAGACCUUGACACAGAAGAGCAUAUCUACCAUUUGAAGGUGAAAUCCCAGGACUGGUUUGAUGCAUGGGUCUCCAAAUUGCGCCAUCAUCGAUUGUAUCGGCAGAAUGAAAUUGUCAGAUCACCAAGAGAUGCUAGUUUUCACAUAUUUCCUUCAACCUCCACAGCUGAAUCCUCACCAGCUGCUAAUGUUUCUGUUGUGGAUGGAAAGGUGCAAGCAAACAGCUUUCCAUGGCAGUCCCCUUUACCGUGCAGCAACAGCCUCCCCGCUACCUGCACGACCGGCCAGAGCAAGGUGGCAGCCUGGUUACAGGACUCGGAAGAAAUGGACAGGUGUGCAGAAGACCUUGCACACUGCCAGUCAAACCUUGUGGAACUUAGCAAACUCCUGCAAAAUUUGGAAAUACUUCAGAGAACCCAGUCAGCACCUAACUUUACUGACAUGCAGGCUAACUGUGUAGAUAUUUCAAAGAAAGACAAGCGGGUCACAAGACGAUGGAGAACAAAAAGUGUCAGCAAAGAUACAAAAAUACAACUGCAGGAAGGGCCAUCUGCGAAGGGCCAGUUCAGCACCACUCGGCGCCGGCAGAGGCUAGCGGCAGCAGUGGCUACAACAGUCCCUUUCAGUGCUACCAUGUCGCCAGUUCGCUUGCAUUCCUCCAACCCCAACCUGUGUGCAGAUAUCGAGUUUCAGACUCCCCCUAGUCACCUCACAGACCCUCUGGAAAGCUCAACGGAUUAUACAAAGCUUCAAGAAGAAUUUUGUCUAAUUGCACAGAAAGUGCAUUCUCUUUUGAAGUCUGCAUUUAAUAGCAUAGCUAUAGAGAAGGAGAAGCUUAAGCAAAUAGUUUCGGAACAGGAUCAUAAUAAAGGCCACAGCACGCAAGUGGCACGGCUCCGGCAGUCACUGUCUCAGAGUGAAGGAGCAAGCAAAUCCUGGGCACUCAACCAGAAUGCUGAACUAAGAAGUCGGUUGAACAGAAUACAUUCAGAAUCUAUUAUUUGUGAUCAGGUUGUCAGUGUAAAUAUUAUUCCUAGCCCUGAUGAGGCUGGUGAACAAAUCCAUGUCAGUCUCCCCCUGUCGCAGCAGGUAGCCAACGAAAGCCGCCUGUCCAUGUCAGAGUCUGUCUCCGAGUUCUUUGAUGCCCAGGAGGUGCUGCUCUCUGCAAGUUCGUCAGAGAAUGAGGCUUCAGAUGAUGAGUCUUACAUCAGUGAUGUGAGUGAUAAUAUAUCUGAAGACAACACCAGUGUUGCAGACAACAUUUCUCGGCAAAUCUUGAAUGGGGAGCUUACAGGAGGGGCCUUCCGAAAUGGACGUCGAACAUGCCUGCCAGCUCCCUGUCCUGACACCAGUAACAUUAACCUGUGGAAUAUCUUGAGGAACAACAUUGGUAAAGACUUGUCUAAAGUCUCCAUGCCUGUGGAGCUGAAUGAGCCACUCAACACGCUGCAGCAUCUCUGUGAGGAGAUCGAAUACAGUGAGCUUCUGGACAAGGCUUCAGAAACUGAUGACCCCUAUGAGCGCAUGGUUCUUAUUGCUGCAUUUGCAGUUUCAGGAUAUUGCUCCACCUAUUUCAGAGCAGGAAGUAAGCCAUUCAACCCUGUCCUUGGGGAGACUUAUGAAUGCAUUAGAGAGGACAAGGGAUUCCGAUUUUUCUCAGAACAGGUUAGCCACCAUCCACCCAUUUCUGCCUGUCACUGUGAAUCCAAGAAUUUUGUGUUUUGGCAAGAUAUCAGAUGGAAAAACAAGUUCUGGGGGAAGUCGAUGGAAAUCCUGCCUGUUGGAACACUGAAUGUCAUGCUUCCCAGGUAUGGAGAUUGCUAUGUAUGGAAUAAAGUCACCACAUGUAUACAUAAUAUUCUCAGUGGGAGGAGGUGGAUAGAGCAUUAUGGAGAAGUAACCAUUAGAAAUACCAAAAGCAGUGUUUGCAUUUGCAAACUCACAUUUGUUAAGGUGAAUUACUGGAAUUCUAAUGUGAAUGAAGUCCAGGGGGUUGUAAUGGAUCAGGAGGGGAAGGUGGUGCACCGGCUAUUUGGGAAGUGGCAUGAAGGGCUCUUCUGUGGCGUGGCCCCUUCUGCCAAGUGCAUCUGGAGACCAGGUUCCAUGCCAACCAACUAUGAACUCUACUAUGGUUUCACAAGGUUUGCUAUUGAGCUCAAUGAGUUAGAUCCUGUGCUGAAAGAUCUCCUUCCACCAACAGACGCCCGAUUCCGGCCAGAUCAGAGGUUUUUGGAAGAAGGAAAUUUAGAAGCUGCGGCAGCAGAGAAGCAAAGAGUAGAGGAGCUGCAGAGAUCACGCAGGCGCUACAUGGAAGAAAACAACCUUGAACAUAUACCAAAAUUUUUUAAAAAAGUUAUUGAUGCCAAUCAAAGAGAAGCCUGGGUUUCUAAUGAUACCUACUGGGAGCUGCGAAAGGACCCUGGGUUUAGCAAAGUAGACAGUCCUGUUCUUUGGUAAACUGGGAAUGUAGAGCUAGCCAACAUAUCACGCUCUGAAUGAAUAAAUAACUAUGCACAAUUAUGUUUCCUAGAGCUCCGCGUGGUUUCUGGGUCGACUGAAAACCGACCAUUUGCUUUUCUAUUCAUCUUUAUAAUGGACUUUCAGAAGUGCAUUAGACAAGGCCCCUAACCACUUUUGGAUCCUUUCUGUUUUGCUGCAACCAUAUCCCUUAAAAAACAUCCACGCCCUCCUUGAAAAGCAGAAAAAAAGGAGCAGAAUAUAAAAUCCAAAGUCUGAAGUGUCUGUGAAGAAAACAAACUGUAACUGGUGCUUAAAGCUGAUCCAGAGAGUUAAAAGCAACGUGACGUCUAAACCACGCGUUUGGUCCUUUGUCUGGAAGCACCAUCCCGUCCUCAGAGAAGCUCCCGGGCCAUGGCAGCUGGUCAGCUCAGACUUCGAGUGUGUCUAUUUGAUGUGGUGUACUUGUGCUGACCUUGUCAAAAAAGAUGUGAUACUUCUCAGAACCUGUUCCAUCUGUACGCCAUUGUUCAUGCCUUAAGAAAUGCAAAGAUGUACAAUAAAUCAUUUUUUAAAUGUGUGCUCCUAGGUUUAUGUGAAGGACAGCUCUUUUGAAUCAUGGCAUGAUUCACUUUCUGGGAUCAGAACAAUUAGGAGACUAACACGUGGAUUUUUGCAAAGUAAACGACACAUGCUUUACUUUGAUCUGUCGGCUACUGUAUCAUAUAUCCGAAGGGCAAGAAGGAAAAGGUGUGCUCAGUAGAUCUCUGUAUUCACAUUGCUCGUCAAGUUCCUGUCCUGCCACCCGAAUAAACCCUCUUCGACCUAA
Felis catus (domestic cat) is the source of this 4388-nucleotide messenger RNA. It is a transcript of the gene OSBPL6, whose product is annotated as oxysterol binding protein like 6. Lineage: Eukaryota; Metazoa; Chordata; Mammalia; Carnivora; Felidae. Gene Ontology annotation, molecular function: cholesterol binding. The record is from RefSeq and is a predicted model, not a curated record. The transcript has 28 exons. Gene Ontology annotation, cellular component: plasma membrane; intracellular membrane-bounded organelle; cytosol. Bases 656 to 3559 code for a protein of 967 amino acids.